UUUCAAAUCCUACGAACUACGACUUGAAUAGGUCAGUAGUACAAAAUAAUAAUGCAAUCUUAAGCUUUUUGUAGAAGUUUCUUGUUCACCGUGGCAUCAUAAUUAUAAAAAUCGAAAAUUCAAGCAUAAUAUCGAAAAAACAUAGCCAAGACUAUCCAAACGCCAUUCAUUUGUAUGCCAAUUGCACCCUUGGAGACCACAGAACCCUAUAUAGAUAAUUCAUUAGAUGUGAUUGAUGAAUCACAUCUCAUCUCCAUCUCUGGAUUAAUAGAUUUGGAAAUCCAUGCGACAAUAAAUGGCAUUUUGAAAAAGCGUGCAAAAUGUCUCGAUUUCAAAUAAAAAUCAUCGAAGCGCAAGAAACCCCUGAAGAGGAAAAUACGAUAGCAAAUAACGAUCCCCAAGAGAAGCCAACUACCGGAUAUCUUCAGGACAUUGAGAUAAUAAAAAUUUACAUGACAUCGCUGAACAGUCUGAAAAUUUUCUGGGGUAGUCUUCCUGAAGACAUCAAACUCAACAAAACCUACGGAGUAUUUUACGAUGUUGAUACUAAGGAGAAUUUGAUAGAACCGAAAAUCAAAACGCAGGACCCCUGCCUGGAAAUCCUGAACCUCGACUACUGCAAGAGAUACUUUUUCGCUGUGGCCCCCCUUAACAACGGAACUGGUAUCAAUCCAAACUCCAGCUACAUCCGAUCAAUCUCAACUUACAUGGAUCCGAUGGCUCCGCCCCUGGACUUACAAGCCGUCUUCCUUCCAGCAACAACUCCCUGCCUGCUAAUCAAGUGGACUGCUUCGUGUAGGAAUAUUCCCGAUCCUGUUGGAUAUAAGAUACGCUUAAUAGAGAACUUCCAGGACGGUCCACCGACCACAAAAACAUCGACAACACUUCCAUCCACAAUCUUCCAACAUUCCUGCACCGUUCCUGUAUCGUACGGGGCUUUAUUAGAGAUCAGCGUGUCCAAUGACGUCCCUGGAUCGACGUACGGAGCUCCGAUACAUGUGCGAGUACCAAGAUUCCUGCAACCGUACGACGUGCGCCUGGCCGUCAACGCCAGUAGCGGCGCAUUCCUGCUGUACUGGAGGGAGCCAUACGUGAUUGGAUGUGACGGUGGUUAUUUUUACGAAGUACUGGUUUAUGAAACGAAGAAUGUGACUAGGGGUAGUCGCGCCGAAGUUUUUAGGGUGAACAGACCCGGGUUUGUGUUUAAGGGUAACGGUAGCGAAUAUACUUUUGGGGUUGAUCUGGUGUGUUGUGAUUAUUCGCAGAGGUCAGUGGUGUCGGAUUUGGUUUAUGGGAAUGUGAACGGGGUGAUUGAACGUAUUGUGCAGUUCUGAUUGAGAUUAUUGACUUUGUUUCGAUUAAUUUGAUGAAAUUUUUGAAUUUUAAAGGCAGAAACAAACUUAGUCGACGCAAAGCAGACUAAGGGCCAGUUGAACCAUUUGCCUAAUCGGUGAUUAAAAAUUUAAACAUUCAUUACGUUCUGAUUUCUCUUGCACCAUCUGUCAAAUGACGUUUAAUGUGGCCUAAUCACCGAUGACACUAAACAGGAAAAUUUGGACGUUUAUUUUCCCGAUUAGUUUUAAACAGGGUUCUGCGUAUAGACCUAAUAUCAAUUUGACAUUAGGUCUAUGGUUCUGAGCAACUCAAAACGUCGAAACAUAUGACUUAUUGCAUAAC
Molecule: messenger RNA, 1677 nt
Organism: Harmonia axyridis
Lineage: Eukaryota; Metazoa; Arthropoda; Insecta; Coleoptera; Coccinellidae
Exons: 4
Coding region: 321-1334 (337 amino acids)
Molecular function (GO): protein binding
Source: RefSeq, a predicted model, not a curated record